AUGGCUGCGCCCGCGACGCCGAGGACGUCGCUGAUCCUCCCGCGUGCCUCCUCGCACUCGCACUCCCAGCCCAGCGCCGUUGGCCUCAGCUCCGACCGCGUCGCCGCCUCCCGCCGCCGGCGCGGCGACUUCGUUUUCGUCGUCAAUCCCUCCGGCGCCAAUGGCCGCACGGGAAAGCAGUGGAAGCAGUUGCUGCCGCUCCUCCGCACCCGCCUCGCCGAUCAGUGCAACAUUUGCGAGUGCAUCACUUCGGGCCCGUCCCAUGCCAUAGAUGUCACAAGGGAGGCUAUAAAGGAUGGGGCUGAUGCCGUGAUCGCUGUUGGAGGUGAUGGUACCCUUCAUGAGGUGGUCAAUGGUUUCUUUUGGAAAGGAAGUCCAGUGCGUGCUCUGGAUCGAGGGCCUGACCACUCAACGGCGCUUGGUCUCAUUCCACUUGGAACCGGCUCAGAUUUUGCUCGGACAUUUGGCUGGACAAAUGAUCCUCGUGACGCGAUUGAUCGAAUUGUGAGAGGAGUAAAAUCAAAAGUAGACAUAGGCGUGAUGGAGGGUCCAAACAGGGAACCACACUUCUUUGUUAAUGUUGCUGAUAUCCAUUUGAGUGCUAAGGCAGGCUAUUUUGCUUCUAUGUACAAGAGAUUUGGCAACUUAUGCUAUGUAUUUGGAGCUUUAAGAGGCUUUUGGGGACAUAAUAAUCAUGAUAUGAGAAUAAAGGUAAAUGGGGGAGAAUGGAGAACCGUCCAUAAAGUCACUGCCCUGUGCAUAGGGAAUGCCAAGUACUUUGGUGGUGGUAUGAAGAUAACUCCAACAGCUGAUCUGUUUAGUGGCAACCUUGAGGUUGUUAUUCUUCAAGAUUUCAAAUGGUACGACUUUCUUCUGAAGCUACACAGGCUCUAUGGAGGCACACAUCUAUCAGUGAAUGGUGUUUCGUCAAUGAGGGUUCAAUCAAUUGAAGUAGCAGAGGUGACGGCUAGCGGUGGCAUCUUUGUGCAAUCUGAUGGAGAGCAUUUCGGCUUUCUGCCAUCCAAAUUUUCAGUUCUUCCUGGUGCAGUUGAUUUCUUCUGCUAG
Miscanthus lutarioriparius is the source of this 1065-nucleotide messenger RNA. The record is from the annotation of a GenBank genome assembly. NCBI's taxonomy places the organism in Eukaryota, Viridiplantae, Streptophyta, Magnoliopsida, Poales, Poaceae.